UGUUCUGUCUUUGUUUUGUGCAGGAGUUCUCAAGAUGGCAGCAACAGUAGAAUUCAACAAUGUCCAUUCAGUAUCGGAAAUGCCAGAAGAAGAUGGUGCUAAGCAGAGUUUCCAUCCCAGAAUGUUCUUGGAACCUCAAGAGAAGAAAAGGAGCAUGAAGGCACUGGUGGUUAAGCAAGCAAAGAAAACUUGCAGCUGCACUCCAGCCAAAGUUAAAGACUGUGUUUUCAAUCUCCUUCCCGUCUUACAGUGGCUUCCCAAAUACAAACUGAAGGAGUAUCUACUGGGAGACCUAAUGUCUGGUCUGAUUGUGGGAGUUCUGCUAGUCCCACAGUCAAUCGCCUAUUCGCUCCUGGCUGGACAGGAGCCUAUUUAUGGCCUGUAUACAUCCUUUUUUGCAAGCAUUAUUUAUUUCAUAUUUGGUACCUCCCGCCACAUCUCAGUUGGCAUUUUUGGGGUGCUUUGUCUGAUGGUGGGACAGGUCGUGGACCGUGAGGUACAGAGAGCUGGCUAUGACUUAGAGCCAGCUGCUCUUAGAGUCCAUGCAGAAGCAGUAACAUACAUAAACACCACCAGUUCUCCUGUGAAUCAAACAUCUCAUCAUCCAUUCUGUGAUAAAAGCUGCUAUGCAAUUACCGUGGGAGCCACGAUGACCUUCAUAGCUGGUGUUUAUCAGGUGGCCAUGGGCUUCUUUCAAGUGGGCUUUGUCUCAGUGUACCUCUCCGAUUCACUGCUCAGCGGAUUUGUCACAGGUGCCUCCUUUACCAUCCUAACCUCACAAGCCAAGUAUCUCCUGGGCCUAGACAUUCCCCGGAGCAAUGGCAUCGGCUCCUUUGUAACCACAUGGAUAAACAUCUUCAGAAACAUACAUAGGACCAACUUCUGUGAUCUCAUCACCAGCCUCUUGUGCUUUCUUGUUCUCAUCCCAUCCAAAGAGCUUAACGAACACUUUAAGUCCAGGCUCAAGGCUCCAAUACCAGUUGAAUUAGCUGUGAUUGUGGUAGCUACUUUGACGUCUCACUUUGGGAAGCUAAGAGAGAAUUAUGGCUCAAGUGUUGCUGGACACAUCCCAACAGGCUUUCUCCCUCCUCGUCCUCCAGACUGGAACCUGAUUCCUAGCGUGGCUUUGGAUGCUCUCCCCAUAGCUAUUAUUGGCUUUGCCAUCACUGUCUCCCUCUCAGAGAUGUUUGCCAAGAAGCAUGGUUACACUGUGAAGGCCAAUCAAGAGAUGUAUGCCAUUGGCUUCUGCAACAUCAUUCCCUCCUUCUUCCAUUGCUUUACAACAAGUGCAGCUCUUGCCAAGACUCUUGUCAAAGAGUCCACAGGAUGUAGGACACAAGUAUCUGGCCUGUUGACUGCCUUGGUCAUCCUAUUAGUCCUUCUUGUGAUUGCACCUCUGUUUUAUUCCCUUCAGAAAUGUGUCCUUGCUGUCAUAACCAUUGUGAACCUCAGAGGAGCCCUGCGGAAGUUCAAGGACCUACCCAAAAUGUGGCAUUUGAGCAAAGUGGACACAGUGAUCUGGCUAGUUACAAUGGCAUCCUCAGCACUCAUCAGUACUGAGAUUGGGCUUUUGGUUGGCGUUUGCUUCUCUAUGCUCUGUGUCAUUUUUCGAACUCAGAGGCCAGAGGCACCGCUGCUCGGCUGGGUGGCAGAGUCUGAAACAUAUGAAUCCCUGUCUGCCUACAAGAACUUGCAAACCAAGCCGGGCGUCAUGGUGUUCCGUUUUGAAGCGCCCCUGUACUACAUCAACAAAGAAUGCUUUAAAUCCACCUUGUACAAGCAAACUGGGGUCAACCCAGUCUGGGUGAAGGCAGCAAAGAAGAAGGCUGCGAAGAGGAUGGUUAGAGAGAAAGAGGUGGAUUCCAGGGGCAAACUGACCAGCAUCUCGAUGGAACUUGUGCCUGAACCCCUGGGGUUUCACACGAUAGUGAUUGACUGCUGUGCAAUGCAGUUCCUGGACACAGCCGGAAUCCGUGCGCUCAAAGAGGUCUGCAAGGACUACGGAGAGAUAGAGGUCCAGGUGCUACUGGCCCAGUGCAACCCUUCUGUGAGGAGCUCCCUCAUCCGGGGAGAGUUCUUCAAGGAAGGGGAGGACCACCUUCUCUUCCACAGCGUGCACCAGGCUGUGGACUUUGCAUUGGGCGCAUGGGAGCACAACAGGAGCUGUGCUUCUAAAAACUAGUUGGGGGGUGGCAGCAAUCUUGAACAGGUCACCCCACACUGUGAGCGUGGGUUGGUAUAUUUAUAUGUGCCUUUUACAUGCACUCAGAUAGAUGAAAAGAGGCAAGCUGGUUGUUAAUGCAUUGGGUACUACCAGCGUGUUCUGAUGCUUUAAUUUGCCUGACCAAUGAUUCAGUAAGUGGUACUAAAUGAAGGAAACUCUUAACUUGAUCGUGGUCUAUCUGGAAAACUAGGAGUUUACAAAUAGAUAUGUUCAUCUCACAUCUUAUCUCAUUUUUCUUCUCAUUUCUCAUCUCAUUUCUCUUCUCUCUUGAACUUUCCAUGUCCCUGCUGCCCCCUGAUUUUAGACCUGCCCCCUCAUCGACACUGAGGUCUUUGUCACAACCCUAUCUUUCUGCGGGGGACUUGGUUUUGAUACUAUCCUUCUUUCCCAGUGAACUGAAGGAUAUGCGGCCGUCCCUUUGCUGUCCCUAGUUCUGUCGAUGUGCUGCCACGUGCUCACACCCACAUGUUAUCAAAGGAAUGACUGACAGGAACUGUUUGCUCUGGAGUGAUUAGUUAGUGAUUUUAUUUCUAAGAACAGCUUGUAACCACCUGUCCCUGCUAGAUACCUUGUCUUUAACAGUACAGCCCAUGGAGGCGUGCUUAUCUGAUUUCUGUGUGGGUUUUUACAUGCCGGGAAAGUUUGCCUCUUUAGCUUGAAUCUCCUCGGAUAAUCUGGACUGAUUUUUAUUCAGAAAUGAUUUAGAAAUCUGGUUCAUGGUUAAUCAUCUGUUUUCCUAAUAUUUAGGAUCUCAUCAAAAUGAAAUGGGCUGUCCAGCCUCUCUCUGAAUUUGUCAAUGUUGCAGAGAUUUCAUGUGUUGUUGAAUACAAAUGUUAUUGAAUCUAGAGCCUUUACACGUGCCUGGGCAUGGACUUUAUGUAAUGGGAACGGACAGGCCAAGAAAUACAGGCAGUAGAAAGAGAGAGAAAAAUUUUCAACUGAAAGUUGUUUCCUUAUAUUAGUGUAAAUAGAAUUUGCUACCUUGUUUUUAAAUUAUCCGGAACAAUGAAGAAUGCCCAUUUUUCCUGUGAAAGUACAAGCACUUAUUAGGGAAAGAUUCUAUUUUCUAAUGGCAACAGCAUACAAUUAUGAAGGCAGAAUUGAAGGACUAAUUUUUUUUUACUAAGUACUAGCUAUAUGUUGCUCACAGUAUGUGCUUGGAAGAUGAUACUUCUCCCAGAGGAAUUUACAGUCUGACUUGCCAAUUCUUCAUGGCUUUUAAAAGGGAAAAGAUGUGUCAUGAAACAUUUUCUAAAUAGAGUUAUAUUUUGGGGAGUGUUUUGUUUGUUGUUUUUUCUAGGAUUGGUAGAUUUUCCCGACUUUCUAUGAAAGCUAAAAUUGUCAUGCGUGAUUUCACUUUCAGCGUUAGGACCUCAAGAGGAGCAAUAAACAGCAAAAAGACUAAUACCAGGACUUGGCAAUCUCUAUAUGUUAGCUUGAAAUGACUACAUUUUCUAGGGUAAAAUAGAAGCAAACAGAAGAAAUACUGUGUGGCAGGGAGGGUGGCUGUAGCAAAUACUAAGCAGAUAAUUGAGACGUCCUGAAUUAUGUCAAUUAUGUUGGCUCUUUGCAAGAGGAAGUGACGGAUCUCCAAAUAUCAGAAAAAAAGUGAAGCUUCCACACAACGUUCAGAAACCUAAAUAUUUUUCUUUCUCAGCCUGAAGACAUGUUUGCACAAGGAAAUGAAUCUAAAAUAGCCACUGCUGAUUUUUUUUUCCCCUUUCUGCAAUAACUUGCAUGCCAACUUUUUCAUUCUGUGCUAAUGCAGUUUGUCUAAUUGUAAUUACCGGUUUAGCAUUACAAAGUGGAUUAACCUAAGCCAUACAAAAGCAGCUAGUGUGUUUAAGAAUGCCUACACAGGGAGUGAAUAGCAGAUAGCAGGAUUUUAGUCCUCACCCAGUUUGUUUUGUGUUUGAUUCCCAUUCAUAGCCCCUGGGCCAAUGUCAAGAGAGAGGAGUGAGAGCUUGGCAGCCGGGACUGCCGGGCUCCUGCUUCGGGAAGCUGCGGGUGGCUGCUGGUCACCGCUGCCCUGCUCCUGGCAGCAGCAGAGAAGGCAGAUACCCACACACGGGAGUUCAGUGGUAGGUGGUGCCGGGACCUGGAGGAAUCGCCUUUCGACAGGUUUGUUCACAGUACCAAAAGGCAUCACUAGAAGUUAAAUUUUAAACAAGAGCCUGUAUAUCAUUUUAUACACUGAUUUUAGCAGCAAUACUUUUCCAGAGAGCAGAGUUGUGCUAGGUGCAGUUUCUCACCCCCUUGCCAGCUCAGCCCCUCUGUCACAGCUCAGACCCAGAGAGCUGAGAGGGAGUGUGAGAGGAAGGAGGAGCAGGAGACUUCCCAGGCAGGUCAGCAGGGGCGGACAGAAACAAAGUAGAAUUGCCUGGGGUGAUUCUUUCCCCUUUGCAUUCAAGACGUUUUUCUUUUUUCCAGCACUCUUUAUUUACACAUUGUCCAACAGGAGAUUCUUUGCCCUGUGAGCUUGUGCAGCCAAAUUCUAGAUGGAAACAGUAAUCAUUUGUCAAACACCAUUUUUUCAAAUCCAGAGUAUGAAGGUAGAGUUGGCAAUGUUAAUUCUAAGAGAUAGAGGCUUUCCACAGCUGGCAGGGUGCUUGCAUGUACCUCUUGGGUAUUUGCAUAAAAGCUCUCCAUAACAGUCAUGAAUUGGAUAUCAAAGAAUUAAUUUAGAUCACGGUUAAAAAGAUGCAUGGUAAUGAUUUAUGUUUAGCUAGCACGCAUCUCACUUUGCCACUGUGCUAUUUGCACAGUGACUAACGGCAAUUUAUCUUCCGAAUUCUAUUUCAAACAAAGUACAAAAAAAAAGACAGAUUAAAAUGUAACAGCAAGAGCAGCCAGCCAACCAAAAGAUCAACUUUUUAUAUUUCUACUUAGUAUAAUAUCCAGAAGUCAUGGCUUAUAUUCUAUAUUAAUGCACAGAGCCUCAGGUAGACGGUAGCAGAAAUAAAUACCAGUUGCUGGAUCAUUGAGUACACUAGUCCUUUGGCAUUAACUAAAGAUUAGAGUUUAUCAUGUUUGGAAUCUCUUAAAGUAGUGUUUUUUCAGGCUUCUUCCUUAUAGGCCCUGUACUAAUUUUUUAUGAGAGGCAUGAAUCUAAGCAAGUUGGAGAGGAACCAUCUAUUGAUAGGAAACGUAUUCUUUGGCAUAUGUUUUAUGGACCCUUUAGAAAUAAUCCAAUUUCACAUUCAGGAUUCAAGGAUCACAUGUUGUAAAUUGGUUUGCUAAAGAAUUGUUUUAUAAAUACAUUUCAGUUUUUUAUUUAUAUUUUUUGCUGAUUGUAUGAUAUAUGCAGUAGUUAUAUGUGAUGUGCCUUUGUGAUGUGCCUGUUUCUGCUCUGCAAAGAACUCUUCUCCUUUCUGUAGUUCUAAGAGUACCAGAUUUCAAAAGGGAAUUGUGCCAUAGUCCUGUCUUCUAGCCAACCACAGAGCUUAAUUUGUGAUCUAUAGAAAGAUGAAACCCCCGUGUUCAUUUCUGUAAGCAUAUGGGAAUAUCUGUAUGACAAAAACAGUGACAUUAAUCCCAAAUGCAGCCUUCAGAACCUGCAGAGCAAUCUGCAGACCAGAGUGGCAGAUUGUAUAAACUAGUUGAACUCCAUUGGCUCUGUUCCCAAGUGUCCUAAUCGGGCAAUUAUCAGUCUAAAUGAGGAAUUAAUAGAUCAUUAGUACAUUCAUUAAUGAUAACAACACAACAUUAUGGAGAUGAAUACUCAGUCUCAGUUAUACUCUUGCCAAAUGUCAGUCACACUUUUUACUUUUAUUGCUGCUAUAUAUAGUAGUUUCAAUUGCUCCUAAUGUGGCAAUUGCAUUAAUAAAUGAUUGACUUGUGUGAAUGUUUUCACACUGAAAUAGUUUUCAGUCCAUUUUAUAGAACAGGGAAAUGAACUAGGGUGGUGUACACAGUAUUUGUUUGGGGUAUCGUAAACUUCACCUUUCUACUCUUUUGUGGUCCUCAUUUCCUUGUAAAUCAUUGCAGCUCCCGCUCCUUUUCUCUAAAAUGCUGCGUGAGCAUUAAGAAGUCAACCCACUUUGACACUUGCUUCUGUGUUUUGCUGUAACUAGCAUUGCAUAUGAUUGACUGUAAACAGAGAAAUAUUACCUUUGUACAUAGUGCUAUUACCUGUGACCUGCUACUCAGUUUUGAUGCCAAAUCUGGUAAAAGCUAAAACGCUUUUAACAAAGAAUAACCAACCCAAGUGCACUCCGGGUUGUGAGGCUGGGGCAAGGGGAUUUGUGGCAGCUGCAAAGGGGGGAACCUGUGUGUGCAACCCUCGUGGGAGAGGCAGGCCCUGCAGCCUAAGCAAAGCACGUUGAAUGUGCAAGGGUUUGGGAAGAAGGACAAGCAAUGCCUUCCAGGAAAAAUAAGAUAAUAUAGAGAUGUCUUUAUUACAAGGACACUACGUAUACACAAUUCUGUGCCUUUUCCACAAGGAGUGUCCAUGGGGACCUGGUUCCUGUUUGGUGCUGCUGUAAGUCAAUGUUCAAUGCUAAAUAUAGACAGGAUUUCUGUUUUCAUGCUUAUUUGUGUAUGAUUUAAUCUGAUUCUGGACUUGGCUCUCUUAUCCUGGAUAGAAUAGCUUCCAUUACUUCUGCAGUCAUUCCCUUCCUGGAUAUAGCAGUGAACACACAGAUUCUGUUCUCUCUCGAGAAAGCAACCAGCAGUUCCUGCAUCUCUACCAGCUUCUGCUGACUUGUGCCAAAUGGGUCUGAGGUGCAGAGUCAGAAUAGAGCAUCCGUGUGAGCAUCCUGGCUGUGGCACUGGGAUUUUGAGUUAGUUGAUACCCACAGCCUCCCACAGCAUUGUGCUGAGAUCAGCUGUGAACUUGUGUCCGUGCUGCAUCCUUCAUCUCCAUUGCUGUGCAGCCUUCCAUGGUGUGGGCCAGGCUUUCUGUGACCAAACCUGACUUGAGAAAACCAGCAAAACUGCACAUCUCCUUGGGCUUAGUUCCUCGACUUUCACCCRAGGACAGUCUCGCGCUUAGUUCUCUGCCAUGAGCAGCAGUGCUGUUGGUGCUAAGAGCUUUUAAAUAGGUUGGAGCGGAGUCAUCCCUGCGUUCUCAGGGUGAUGCCCCUUUCAGAAACGGUGCAGGAGCUCCCAGGCCGACCUCGCGCUGAGCCACAGCGGUGCAGAGCUCGCCUGGACUCUCUGCUGGCCCUCAGUCCCUCUGUGCUGUCACAGGGGCCUGGCUAGCCAGCAGGAGAGCACUGGAGUAGAAGAUCAUAGACACUGAAGCAAGAGGAGAUCCUACUAGUCAGGGUGAAAAUACGUACUAUUUAUUCAGGCAAAUAGCAGAUAUUUUCUUCUGUGUGUUCUCCCCACACACACUCUUUGGGAAAAUGAUUUAGUGACUGAGAUGAUCAACAAUUUUUUUUUUUAACUAACAUAAUUAAACUAAUUAAGCUGGGAUGCAGAUAGGAGCCAUCUAUUGCUAGUGCAACGCAAGGUGCUUUAUAUUUGUGUAGCUUAUUUGCUUUGUAGAAUCUCA
Messenger RNA from Nothoprocta perdicaria, 7721 nucleotides. RefSeq names its product solute carrier family 26 member 2 (gene SLC26A2). Lineage: Eukaryota; Metazoa; Chordata; Aves; Tinamiformes; Tinamidae. Bases 35 to 2182 code for a protein of 715 amino acids. The transcript is spliced from 2 exons. Gene Ontology annotation, biological process: transmembrane transport. Gene Ontology annotation, cellular component: membrane. The record is from RefSeq and is a predicted model, not a curated record. Gene Ontology annotation, molecular function: bicarbonate transmembrane transporter activity; oxalate transmembrane transporter activity; secondary active sulfate transmembrane transporter activity.